AUGAAAGUCCGGUCAUGCCUGCGCCUCCUGGCGCCAUCAGUCUGGAGCGUUCAUCGAUCAGUUGGUAGUCAAACGAGAUGGCUUCACAAGACGAGACCCCCACCGGCCAUCCCCCAGCCACGACCGUUCGUGCCCGACGUCCAGACAUUUCUCACCCUCAUCGGCCGCGGACUGAACAAGCACGCGUCCAAGUUUCCGUCGUGGGAAUCCCUCUUUUCCCUGACAUCGCCGCAGCUUAAGGAAGUCGGCAUCGAGCCCCCACGGAACCGUCGGUACCUGUUGCAGUGGAUGCAGCGAUACCGCGAGGGCGCAGUAGGUCCCGGCGGCGACUUUGAGUUCGUCAAGGAUGGCGAGGCAAUCCUCAAGGUCGCCACCCCGCCUGCAUCCGUCGUCAGCGACGCAAAGUAUGUCGUCAACGUUCCGCACGGCGACGAGGGAAGCAUAGAGUCAGCCGAUGCCCUGCCGCGGCCGAAUGGAUACACGGUGCGAGGACUCAACGCAAUAUCCGGUCCAUUCGCUACGCCGCUCCCGGAGAAAGCAGGCGUCAUCGUCAAGGUCACCGAAGGCAUGUGGGAGCACCGGCGAGGGCGCAAGAUUGACGGCGGCGAACGUCGGAGAGCUGAGGUCCGUUUCAAGAAGCGUUCAGCCGAGCGCCGUGCCGAGCGUGAGGCGGAGGCUCUCGCACACAUGUAG
Messenger RNA from Drechmeria coniospora, 693 nucleotides. RefSeq lists its product as uncharacterized. The record is from RefSeq and is a predicted model, not a curated record. NCBI's taxonomy places the organism in Eukaryota, Fungi, Ascomycota, Sordariomycetes, Hypocreales, Ophiocordycipitaceae. Gene Ontology annotation, cellular component: mitochondrion. The transcript has a single exon. Bases 1 to 693 code for a protein of 230 amino acids.